Messenger RNA from Geodia barretti, 243 nucleotides. The record is from the annotation of a GenBank genome assembly. NCBI's taxonomy places the organism in Eukaryota, Metazoa, Porifera, Demospongiae, Tetractinellida, Geodiidae.
UUGCUUAAGCAGAAUCCAUCAGAUCAGGAGUUAGACAUAGCGUUUCGAGAACUUUAUGUCACCUAUGAACUCUUGGAGGUCGCCUUUGAGGACUACCACUACGAUCCGGACGAAGGAUUGGAAUUCCGCCCGGAAGUUAUUGAGAGGAUUGAUCAAAGCAUAGCAGAAAUAGAAGCUGGGACAGCGAAGCUGAUUUCACUUGAGGAGGUUGCCAAAGAGUUCGGGGUGAAUUUGCAAGAUUAG